AUGACAGCAGUUGCAGUUCAACAUGGAGCUCCCCGCCAACAGUACAAUCCACACCGAUCAAAUGCCUCUCCGAAUUUAAUUUCACCCUCUGGUCAACAACCUCAGCCUCAAAGUUAUCCCUCCGCCACGGGGUCGAAUUCAAGAGAACUGCAAAACUCCACUCCGGGCACAUUAGCGACGAUGAAUUCGAGGCAUACUGUGAGCAAUGAUCCAGUCCAGCCUGUCAACGGCGCAGAUGCGGGAUAUGCAUAUGCGCAGGCAAAUCCAGGUCGCAUUCAUACCGCAACGCCGAAUGGAUCAACACCAGCAAGCACGCGGCCGACUACUUCGGCUGGAGCUACGGCCGAAUCAUCACAAGAAGACUCUGAGCCAGAUAGAACACGGCGCAGACCGGCCGCAUUACUUCGGAGAUCAAAAAGUGAUUUUGGCCCGACGGUGGAAGAUACAAAUGUAGAUAUGGAAGAUGAUAUACAAGAUUGGGGGGAAAGACAUGGAUUUGGAACUAUUUAUGCAUCCGAAGAGUAUGUUUCGCAACUAGCAAAUAACUGGUACAUGUACUUUACGGAUAAACGACACGAAACGACGGGCAACCCUAAGUCAUUGGGAUAUGAACUUCAGGAUUGGCGGAUGAAGGAUCGUCUAAAGACAGUUUCUGCAGCGUUAGCAAUAUGCCUAAACAUUGGAGUCGAACCACCCGAUCAAUUAAAGACUACACCCGGUGCAAAAUUGGAGGCUUGGCAGGAUCCCACACAUCCUCCUGUACAAAAAGCUUUGGAAACGAUUGGAAAAUCUCUACAAGCCCAAUACGAGACAUUGGCCAUUCGAACGAGAUACAAGCAGUAUUUAGACCCAUCGGUAGAGGAGACGAAGAAGUUCUGCAUAUCACUCCGCCGAAAUGCCAAAGAGGAGCGCGUUCUCUUCCACUACAAUGGCCAUGGAGUUCCAAAACCGACCUCAUCUGGCGAAAUUUGGGUAUUCAACAAAAACUACACUCAGUACAUUCCUGUCUCGUUGUAUGAUUUACAAACUUGGUUGCAAGCACCUACAUUCUUCGUUUGGGACUGUUCGGAUUCAGGUAACAUACUAAGUAACUUCCAUCGAUUUGUUGAGAAGCACGAGCAGGAAGAGCUUGAGAAUUCGAAGAAAGACCCAAACUAUAUAGUUACGAACUAUAAACCUUACAUCCACCUGGCAGCAUGUGGCGUAAAGGAAAAUCUACCCACAAAUCCCCUGCUUCCUGCUGAUGUGUUUACAUCAUGUCUCACUACACCUAUCGAAAUGGCAUUAUGGUUUUUCGUUCUUCAGAAUCCACUUCCAUCUCAGAUCACACCAGAGCGGGCCAAAAAGCUUCCUGGUAGGCUACAAGAGAGACGAACUCCUUUAGGAGAGUUGAACUGGAUAUUUACAGCAAUCACAGAUACAAUAGCUUGGACUACUCUUCCUAGGCCUUUGUUCAGAAAGUUCUUCAGACAAGAUUUAAUGGUUGCAGCUUUAUUCAGAAACUUUCUGUUGUCACAGAGGAUUAUGUCGGCCUAUGGAUGCCACCCACAAUCGUAUCCAGAGCUUCCGGACACUCAUCAACAUCCUCUUUGGGAAAGUUGGGAUUUGGCAGUGGAAAUGGCUUUAGCACAAUUACCAUCGCUAGAGAAGAAGGAGGCAGGGCAACUUCCGGACUAUGAAUUUCAGAAUUCCAGUUUCUUCACAGAACAGCUUACGGCAUUUGAGGUUUACCUGACCCAAGGCGCUGUAACCCACAAAGCUCCCGAUCAGCUUCCAGUGGUUCUUCAGGUACUUCUUAGCCAGCAACAUCGAGUACGAGCCUUGAUACUAUUAGGAAGGUUUCUCGACAUGGGUCCCUGGGCAGUAAAUCUCGCUUUGAGCAUAGGCAUCUUCCCGUAUGUUUUGAAGUUGCUGCAAUCGGCGGCAGCAGAGUUGAAGCCUGUAAUGGUGUUCAUCUGGACUCGUGUUCUGGCUGUUGACCUCACAUGUCAACAAGAUCUAUUGAAAGAUAGUGGCUACAACUACUUUUCGAGUAUACUGAGACCAAAUGAAGGGCUUCCAGUGGUAGAUAGCCUUGAGCAUAAAGCUAUGUGUGCCUUCAUCCUUGCCAUGCUUUGCAAUGGAUACAAGCAAGGGCAAAAUGUCUGCAAUCAAACAGACAUCAUGACUUACUGUUUAACACAUUUGCAGAAUGCAGAUAAUCCACUUUUGCGUCAGUGGGCGUGCCUAUGCAUCAGUCAACUCUGGAAUGAUCUUCCAGAAGCAAAAUGGCGAGGCAUCAGAGAGAAUGCGCCCGCGAAGUUGUCUAGUCUGGUUCGUGAUGUGGUUUGCGAAGUGAGAGCCGCCAUGUUAUAUGCCAUGACAACUUUCUUGGGAAUCCCUGAUCUGACAGACGAAGUUGCCCGGAACGAGGAGUCAAUAUCCUGGACUGUUAUCGAAAUGGCAAAUGAUGGGAAUGCCAUGGUCCGCAAAGAACUUCUAGUCUAUUUCUCCAAGCUUAUACAUCGAUAUGAGAGCAAGUUUUGGGUUGUUGCAUUCGAGCAAUUGCAAGAAGAACGAGAGUACCGACAACACCCCCCCGUCGACGAUGGGAAUGAUCAUAAAAUGGGACUCCAUUAUGCGAGUAUGGAAAACAGAAAUAAGGACGGUACCAUCAAGGCCACAGCUCAGGGCUUAUCACACAAUUCUAUCUUUGCCGUGGUUUGGAAACAUGUUCUGAUCAUGACAAUCGAUCCCCAUCCUGAAGUCCAGCGCAAUGCAACCAUCAUCGUGGACUGUGUUCAUACAUCGCUCCUUCAAUCACCUGUUGGAGUUGCAGCACGCAGUCUGUUUGACGAUAUAAGUCGACUUUCAGCGAAACCAAAGGCUUCAAAACAACACGUCUCCGAGCAGAGACCAAGCACACCAACGAGGCAAGAUACCUUAUCGAGUACAAGUUCUAGCCAGCAAGGUUUACUCAAAAGAACGGCUAGUUACCUGUUUACUUUACCGUUUGUAGGUUCCACUGGUGAAGUCACGCCCCCGGACUCAACUGGAAGAUCAGGGUUGAAGUCACCAGGCCUUCAGCGGAAUUCUCUGCCGAUGCGAUCACGUCUCCCACCAGAUUUCAACACCCCACCGGAACAGAACGACAUCGCAUCGACCCCAGGCACAUAUCAUGUAGCGAAUGAGCCAACCUCGGGUGGAUUUCAACCUCGAAAGCUGUCGGAUCCGAUUUCCAUACCCUUGGAAAGCACUUUCUUAGAAUGGUCGAUUGAAUAUUUCCGCGAGCCCCAAAUGAAACAAAAUGAGGCUGAAGAGCCCGGUAGUACUGAUUAUAACGAACGACUUUGGCGUAGAUCAAGGAAUGAAGCAAUCUUGCGAGAAACUCAACCUCAGAAAGAAAUCGCUGGUAAUGGUAAAUGGACACACGCUACCGGAUUCUUUAACAACUCCAGUCAGCCAACAAAAAUGACUCUCCAUCAAUUUGAAGAUCAUCUUGCUGUGUCUGAUGAUCGUGAUACAAUUUGUGUUUGGGACUGGAAGAAACAAGACCGCUUGAGUCGAUUCUCGAAUGGGAAUCCGGAGGGCUCAAGAAUUAGCGAUCUCCAGUUUAUCAAUGAAGACGAUCAGGCGUUUUUGUUGACAGGGUCCUCAGAUGGUGUGAUUCGUAUAUAUAGGAAUUAUGACUCUGACAAAAAGAUUGAGGUUGCUUCGGCUUGGAGAGCUCUGACUCAUCUUGUCCCAAGUAACGUUAAUUCUGGAAUGGUAUUUGACUGGCAACAAGUGACGGGCAAGCUAUUAGUGGCCGGUGAUGUCAAGGUGAUUAGGGUAUGGGCUGCGGCAGCGGAGCUUUGCAUUGUGGAUAUUAACGCGCGAUCUGGUUCUUGUGUUACUUCAUUAACUUCGGAUCAGAUGACAGGAAAUGUUUUCGUGGCCGGUUUUGGUGAUGGAGCUAUUCGAGUAUUCGACGCUCGAAACAAGCCACAAGAAGCUAUGGUAAAGAAAUGGAAGGACGAAUCUGACAGGGUAUGGAUCAAGAAUGUACACAUGCAACGAGGUGGGCAAAGAGAGCUUCUCUCCGCUAGCCGUAAUGGCAAAGUUAAACUUUGGGACAUUCGAAUGGAUAAACCACUACGAGUAAUCCAAGCUACAAAGGAAACCUUACGUACUGCAAGCACUCAUGAGCAUCUUCCGGUAUUCGCUGUAAGGCGUCUUGAUCGAUUAUCACAUUGUUUGGCGUACUGGGAGUUGUGGCUAAACAUGAACUGA
Messenger RNA from Sclerotinia sclerotiorum 1980 UF-70, 4251 nucleotides. RefSeq lists its product as hypothetical. Gene Ontology annotation, biological process: TOR signaling; regulation of autophagy; positive regulation of cell growth. Gene Ontology annotation, cellular component: cytoplasm; TORC1 complex. NCBI's taxonomy places the organism in Eukaryota, Fungi, Ascomycota, Leotiomycetes, Helotiales, Sclerotiniaceae. The coding region runs from base 1 to 4251 and encodes 1416 amino acids. The transcript is spliced from 3 exons. The record is from RefSeq and is a predicted model, not a curated record. Gene Ontology annotation, molecular function: protein binding; protein-macromolecule adaptor activity.